This is a messenger RNA of Seriola aureovittata, 3437 nucleotides long. It is a transcript of the gene hbs1l, whose product is annotated as HBS1-like translational GTPase. The transcript has 5 exons. Bases 268 to 2310 code for a protein of 680 amino acids. Gene Ontology annotation, molecular function: GTPase activity; GTP binding. The record is from RefSeq and is a predicted model, not a curated record. Lineage: Eukaryota; Metazoa; Chordata; Actinopteri; Carangiformes; Carangidae. Gene Ontology annotation, biological process: translation.
UAGACUUGUGGCCACCAAGCCAAAGACACAAAUGUCACAAAAUUUAAGAGUUAAAAAAAUACCUCUGAUUUAAUGCAUCUGAGGCUGCAGAAUUAAAUCUGACUUGCCUGCUGCCGUAACUUCACGCAGCGGCAGCGCCAGCGCCAGCGCCAGCAGCAGAAGAAGCAGCAGUAGCAGUAAUGGCAGCCGGGCGGUGAGACACAUGUCACAACAGUCUGUGAGCCGAAAAACAUUAUCGCUGGGGCCGAGAGACGACACUUAAACAAAAUGUCUCGGCACAGAAACGUCCGAGGUUAUAACUACGAUGAAGACUUUGAAGAUGAUGACAUGUAUGGGCAGUCUGUGGAUGAUGACUACUGCUGUAUAUCACCAGCAACAGCGAAUCAGUUCAUCUACUCGCGUCAAGAGAGGCAGCCACCAAAAGAAGAGCCUUUAGAAGAGGAACAAUAUGAAGAUGAAGAUGUUCCUAUGUCCCCUACCAUCAGUCACAACCUUGACCCUCUUGAUCAAGCCAAGCUGUAUUCUUGUCUGGAUCAUAUGCGGACAGUGCUGGGAGAUGCAGUGCCAGAUUCAGUCCUCAGCCAGGCAGCCAUAAGAUAUGGAUUUGACUCACAGAAGGCACUGGAUGCAGUCCUGUCUGAAGACACUAAAACAGCCCCUGUUAAAAGAAGUACCAAUGAGGAGACGGCUUCGGUAGCAGGAGUUAGCCAAGAGAAAGCGCCACUUCCACAAAGAACCAAACGAGAGCCCGUGGCUGACAAAGGAGCCUGCUUGUUUGCUUCUCACACAGACAUUACAUCCAAGGCACAUAACCCCCAGCCUGAUGGGUGCAAACAUUCACAACCACGUACCCCAAAUUUGCAUGACCACUUAUCUCAACAUAAGGCUGACCUCGUGGUUAGCAGCUCUGAAAAUCUAAAUGUUAUCCGUCAAAAUGUUGGUUCAGGUGUUAGCAGUCUAGCACAGCUCAUGUCUGAGCAUGAGCAGAAGAGUAACGGGACAGCAGUAGUUGAUACAGGGCGAGGUUUGGGUGUUCCCCCAUUAAGCACUCUUGCCAUAGGACCUAAUUCACCUCCAUCCACUACAUCUAAUCCAAAUAGUCUUUCAUUGGGAACGUUGGCGUCUUUAAAUAUGUCCUCAGCAUCUCACAGCUCAGCUCCCUCACUCCUCUCAGUUUCACUCAGUAGUCUGUCACUAAAUUGCCCUAAACUAACAACUGCAGGCUCUUCUGUGGCUGCUCCUCCUGGGUUCGGGAAUCUCACUUCUGUCCUCCAGAGCAAUCCGCUUUUAGUGGGAGUUGCAACAGGAGGCAAAACCACAGUGGCUGAUCCUAAGGGAAGCCCAUCAUUGGCUGAUUUAAUCCAGGAGCACUCAAACCACAGCCCAACUAUCAGUAACUAUUUCCCCACUCCCCAUAGUAGUGGAAUUUCUGUAAAGUGUCAGGGUAUGGCUGCACCAGCACAAACUUUCUCAUUGUCUGAGCUAGCUUCACAGCACCAAAACAGGAGCUUGCAUAUUCAGUCUCAAUCACAGAGCACUGAGCGACUGACAGAUACACUUACCCUUUCUAAACCACCCAAUAUUACCGCUACAUGCCAGGGUGGGACUGUCUCACUGUCACAGCAAGCCUUGCAGCAUCAAACCAGCAGUUCCUUAGCUUCCCCUCAACCUGUCAACACUGAAUCUACUGCAAAUGCACUGAAACAACCACCUGGCCUUUCUGAGCUGCUCUCUUUGUCACAUUUGGCUUCUGAACACAAAGGCAAAACCUCAACCACCUCAUAUGGGUUGCAGUUCUCCCUCACUUCGCUGCUGUCACCAGCAAAACCAGAGAGGGCGGGUGUGUUGGCAGAAAGUACUUCAGAAUGUGGCAUCAAGUGUAAGCUCGACCACAAAUCGAACCACCAAAACUCCAGGCAACCUAAUCUGGGCCAGACUAUUGAUUUGAGCGAACUCAUGGCCCAGUCACAUGGAGCGGGCCCUCGUCACUCCAACAACGACCUCCCUUCACUCUCUUGUCCAGCUCCAGGAUCCUCGGCGCAGGAGUCGUCAGUUUUUGCAACACCUUCAGUAUUUGCCGCUACUUUGUUGACUCAAAGCCGCAGACAACAGAAGAUGACAAGAAAUGUAUUGAAGGGAAAAAUAAGAAGUCAGAGGACAGGAAGUGGAUACCAGGCCUUCCUCUGUAAAUCGCAGGACAACUCCAAAGAACAGCUUACCCCACUUUCACCAAUUGUACCAUUCUGCUUUGACACGCCAUCACCCGAUGACAUCGUCCGUGCUAAUCAGCGAAAAGCUUUCACCAGGUAGACGAGUAAAUAAAAAAACCCACUAAAUUCAGUUGUCCAGGUUGGUGCUAAAUUGACUCACUUGGGAUGAGAACCUCAGAUCUUUUUGGUGGCCUCUACUCCACCUACUGAACUAAAGUCAAAAGAGAUGCAGCUCUUAGGGUCAUCAGCCCUAAUGUGUCUUUCUAAGUACUGUGUCCCACAAUCAGUCAUGUGGAGUGAGGAAACUUUGGGACCAACAGAUCAACACAAUGACAUGCUCGCUGCUGAACACUGCUAGAAAAUAUUUGCUUGAAACAGUAUUAUCAAGGUAAUUAUUAUAUUUCUUACCGAGGCAAAGAGAGCAAAGAGACAAAUCUUAUGUUGCUACUAUAGACACAACAAUAAUGUUUUAGUCAAACAGGACAAAGACCGAACUACUCAGAACCACUCUGGCAGCUUGAAAUCAAUUGCAGCUAAUGUUUCAAAGGAUUUUAGGAACUUUUAGAAAGAUUUGUCCUCAUUUUCUGUAUAUAUUUUAAAUUUUGAGUCUUAUUUUUGUAUGCUUAGAUGGCCAUUGGCUUUUUAAUUUUUGUAUGACAGUAAAGUAGUGUAAUCUUAGCCAGGGAAAAUUAAAGUGUCUCUUCUGGCAUGGCCUCUUUUUUUUUUUCUAGCUUUGAGCUGCAUGAACCCUCAAAAGAGAAAAAGAGGUUGAUUUGGUUGCAGGUGUGCUGCAGCUAUUGGAAUAUGGAUCAGUUAACCAUUGUACUGGUUUACUGCUGCCUGUGUUUGAGAUCAUGGGGUUGACUUUUUGCUUUAGAGGACACCUGGAGAUUUUCCCAUGAGACAGCGAGAACACACACACACACACACACACACACACACACACACACACGCGCGCACAGACGCACACACACAGACAAGAGUAAACAGUUUUUAUUAUUUGAUAUUGACAAAAUGAGUUUAAUAUGAGUGCAAGCACUGUGAAUAAAGAAAGUACUGAUUAAUGCAAAAUGAAUGCCUUCACACCUGAGGUAAAGGUUUUUCUUUCCUUGCUUUUAUGAGCUUUUAAUAUUACGAUGUACAGAUGGGUUUGAUUUACACUGGGUGUGUCAUCACACAUUGCCAGAGGUUAAUUUGUUCAUUUUGAAAUAAAGAUGACUGAAUUUA